CCCAACUUGGGUUUCUCCACAUAAAAACCAGUACUAGCAGAAACGUCUGUUUUCUGUUCACUCUCGUCUCCGCAUUUCAACGGUCGAUUUAAAGCUUCACCUUCACCGGUUAAGGCACCACUAAAUCUUGAGAUGGUUUUCUCCCAAGGUGUGAAACGUCCUAUGGAGAUGAUUUUUAAGAGGCUGAGUAGCCCGAUAGGUUGUAGAAAUAGUUAUUCUACUUGGGCAAGCAGAGGAAGAUCCAUUUGUGAAGCUGGAGAUUUUAGAACUGUAGUUUCCUCUAACGAUGCCUAUCCACACCAUGGUUUUGGAAUGUUUUUGAGGAGAUAUGCGGUUGAAAUUCCUGCUUCAGAACAGAUGAGUCUUAUAAAGCAGCUGAGGGAAAGAACAAGUGCUCCCAUAAAAGAUGUGAAGUCUUCUUUGAUUGAUUGCAAUUGGGACAUUGAGGCUGCACAAAAGGACCUGAGGAAAAGAGGGGUGGUUCUGGCAUCAAAAAAGUCAUCUCGAACUGCAGCUGAGGGUUUGCUUGCAUUGGUCCAGAAUGAAAGCAAGGUUGCUGUCAUCGAACUUAAUUGCGAGACAGACUUUGUUGCAAGAAAUGAGAUAUUUCAAUACCUGGCAUUAUCACUGGCAAAGUUAGCAUUGCUGGUUGAUAGUUCUUCUCAGCAGGUUUCCGGGGCAUUUCCUGUUAGGGCUGAAAUUUUGGAGGAGUUGAAAAUCAAUCUUGACCAUCCUAAAUUAAGUGGUGAAAAGACAGUUCAAACUGCAAUUGCAGAACUGGCUGCAAUAAUGGGAGAGAAUGUCAAACUUAGAAGGGGUUUCGCAAUGUCUGCUCCUUCUCAGGGUAUCAUUUCAACAUAUCUCCAUACAAGCCCUCAACCAGGUUUGGGACGUAUUGCUGGAAUUUUAUCUUUUGAGGUAGAGGAUAAGAAUGCUUCACUGGAUUCUCUCCAGCGUGUUGGUUCAGAACUGGCAAUGCAUGUAGUCGCUGCCAAGCCUUUGUUUUUAACUAGGGAUCAUGUGUCAUCUGAUGCAUUGGAGAAUGAGCGUGAGAUUCUCAAGUCUCAGGCUGAAAGUACAGGGAAGCCUCAGAUGGCCAUAGAGAAAAUGGUUGAAGGUCGUUUACGAAAAUACUAUGAAGAAGUAGUUCUUAUGGAGCAAAAGUUUGUUGUGAACGAUAGCUUAAAUGUGAAGACUCUACUCGAUAAUUUAUCCAAGGAAGUGGGUUCACCCGUUAAGAUUGGGAGCUUUUGCAGAAUGGAAGUUGGUGAAGGUAUUCAGAGGCUUGAAGCAUCAAAUGAACGUGAACCCGUGGCUCAAUCGGCCUAAUUUGGGUGAUUGUACCAACAUCCAGGAAAAUGUCCCUAUUUAUAGUUCGAUGUGUUAUUUCAGGAUUUCAGUAUCUUCUUUGCUCCAUAUUGUUAUCGUCUCUAGGAAAGAUGUAGUGUGUGAAUCUGGCAUAUGAUGCAAAAUUUAUCGAGGGUUUACAGAAAUAAUGCGAUUUUGAUGUCAUGUUACUGCUUUCGAUAAUUUUUAUGGUUUACUCUGGUUAUUUUAGACCAUUCUACUGAAUAGAGAUCAUAUAAUCAUGGAAACCAUUGUUGAAGCUCACACCAAAUAGAAAUGUCAACACUAGAAGGGUCUCAAACCCAGAAUACUUCAUUUGUUUUACAGGUUACACAUAGAUACACCAAAUAAAGUCUGCACAUGAUUUCGCAAAAGAGGGAGUGAGAAAGAGAGAGAUUAUGGGUUCUCUCAAUGGAACUUGAGGCUAGUCAAGACAUUGUUGUUCACGGGAUCCGCCAAAUGAUCCAGUAAAUUCUGGAAGGGUCCAACCCCGGUCACCAGCCCUUGUAUGAAGUAACCCAAUAUAGCCAACAUGGCCAACCUCCCAUUCUUGACCUCUUUCAACUUCAAUUCCUUCAAAGAUUUCUCGUCCUUCCCGAACCCUAGUGGGUUGAAGAGGGGUCCACCAGGGUAAGCUGGGUUAUCCGACCCGCCCAAGUACUUCUCCAACCCCAAAAAGUACUGUUUCCCCAUGGACCCGGGAUUGUACCAGUCUUGGAAUCGCCUGUGCUCUGCAAAGCCCAUCAGUGCCAUUUCCAGCACAAAUAGUGUGUAAGGGUCUGCCCAGUAGUCGUAUGUUCCGGCUGGUGGAAUCACACCAGUUUUGAACCAAGGGAGGGCGGUUUCCGGUGGGAUGAGGCCGAGCUUCCCAAAGAUUUCCGGUGCAAUUGCACCGACCGCCCCUAGCA
Molecule: messenger RNA, 2255 nt
Organism: Rhododendron vialii
Lineage: Eukaryota; Viridiplantae; Streptophyta; Magnoliopsida; Ericales; Ericaceae
Product: elongation factor Ts, mitochondrial
Exons: 9
Coding region: 133-1329 (398 amino acids)
Biological process (GO): mitochondrial translational elongation
Cellular component (GO): mitochondrial matrix
Molecular function (GO): translation elongation factor activity; protein binding
Source: RefSeq, a predicted model, not a curated record